Naegleria fowleri is the source of this 4425-nucleotide messenger RNA. RefSeq lists its product as uncharacterized. Gene Ontology annotation, molecular function: protein binding. The transcript has a single exon. The coding region runs from base 1 to 4425 and encodes 1474 amino acids. Gene Ontology annotation, cellular component: cytoplasm. NCBI's taxonomy places the organism in Eukaryota, Heterolobosea, Eutetramitea, Acrasida, Naegleriidae. The record is from RefSeq and is a predicted model, not a curated record.
AUGUCGCUAAAAUCCACAAUAAUCUUUUGGAACGACUCGCCUCCUUCGUUUAGAUACACUUGUGCGAGUAUCAUCAAAGACAAGCUAGUGACCGGAACCAGUACUGGUAUUUGUGUGUUAUGGAAUUUUGAUCAAGAUAGAUACAUCCCCUUCUCCCUCAUGUAUGGACACCAGACAAAGGUUACCGAUUUAUGUGAGUGCAGCUACGACAGCGCUUCAAAUAGUAACAGCAAUACUAUUAUCAGCAGCAACAAUGGUUUAAGUCCUGGAACUUCCAAUAGACAGCCAUCAUCUCCGCUAUUGAAUUCUUCAUCAACUCCAGCAAAUUAUCCCUAUGGUUUUGAUAAUAAUAAUUGUUGUUGCAGCAUCAGUUUAGAUGGUACAGUCUGUGUUUGGAAUUUAUAUGACGGUAGAUGUAUGGCUCUAUCACCAAAUUUGUUGUUUGAUGCUGUUCCCCAAUGUAUUUGUAAUCUCAACAAGUACAGCAACUACAAUUCAAGCAUUGUUGCAAUCAGCGGCAAACACAAUAUGAUUUAUUUGUUAGAUUUAAAUCGAUUGAAAAUUAUUCGGGUUUUAGAAGGUCAUACAGAAUGGAUUGCUUCUCUCUCAUCAGGUCCUUUUAUACUAUCGGAUGAUACCAAAUCAAAUAGAAUCAAAUCAGUUAUGUUGAGCGUAGGAGAUGACCAUUCAUUGAAAUAUUGGUCUUUUGAACUUGAUGAAAAAUCUCAUGCUAUCAAAAGUGAAGAGCCUUUGUUUAGCAUUCAAACUCCAAUAGCAACUCAACCCAAUAACCAACAAUUCAAACCUGUGAUGGUUGCCAACAAUUAUUAUUGGUCAUUGAUUGCUGUGAUUUACAAUAAGAUUGUUUACAUUUACACUUUCCAUUCCAUCCAACCUAUUUUUACUAUUACAUUGCAACAAACAUUAGAAUCCUUCUCCAUUUCUGACAAUCCUUCAUCUCUUCCAACAAAGAAUGAAAAAUUUAAAGGAGGAAUAUUUAUUGCUAAAGAUUUAUUGCUGCUUCAUACUAGCAAGGGAAACGCCUACAUUUAUAAGAUUCCUACUACAGCAAGACAACGUGUCAAGUCCAUUAUGGAUGAUAUGUUACAAUUCUAUUCAACAGCUGAUACCAGAAAAAUGAAUACUGUUCAAAGCGAAAACAGUGAUGGCUUUAUGUAUUUGGGAGACGAAGAAACUGUUAUGAAUAAUGAUGAAAACUCUACAUUCGUAAGCGAAUCAAACGUAGGAGAAAAUGGUGAAGUCGCCAACCAGACUAAAACAGAGGUCAGCAUUGUUGUUGAUGAUAGUAAGUCUGAAAAGCUUGAAACUCGUUCCACAGCAGAGUCUGAAGUGACUGAUAGCUCUCGACCAAAGAGGGUCAAAAAUUUACAAUUAAUUGUUCCAGAAAGAACAACCAUACCUCAAUCAAAAAGCAAUACUUCCUUAAAUGAUGCCUCACCUGAGACACCAUCAACAUCAGACAUUGAUCUUUCAACGAACGAUCUCACAUCCAUUGGUGCAGCCAUUGAAAGAGCGUUUUCUACCUCAAUUAUGGAUGCUUUGCAAAUAUCCUCUUCACCAUCCACACCUAAUUUUGAUAGACUUUUGCAUCAAAAAGAACAACCAAAGAUUAUUAGCACUAUAGAUGGGUGUAUUGCAGAAAAUGAUCCUUACGGUGAUUUUGUUUGGCAAUAUGAUCCAAUUAGUCGUAUUCUUUUGCGUGUUAAUAAUGGAAUAAUUAGAACAUGGAAAGUAUCAAUCUCAGCGACAUCUUCUGUUGAAAUAACACUGUUGUCGGAUGACAAUGUGCUUGCAAAAGGGUGGGGCCAAGAAAAUCAACACCAAAAUGUUUCAUCAAAUUCCAAGUCUCCAAUCAGUGUCUCUCAUUUUGCCGUCGAGAGAAUUUCACCAUGUCUUAUUCGUGGAUACUACAAUGGAGAUAUUCACAUUCAGUACAUUACCAUGAGCGGAGAAGGAAAUAAUGUAGCAGAAGCAAAAGAGCUGUACAUUCCAAAAGCCCACAAAAAACGUGUAACAACUCUACUUGUAAUGAGUGAUGAUGACAAUAACCCACUUCUCGUAUCUGGAAGUGCUGAUUAUAGCAUCAAAGUAUGGCAAUUGGACUCAAUCGACUUAACAUACCACAAAUUAUUGCGAGUGUUUAAUUACCAUUCAGGAAAGGUUGAUCUUUUGUUUGUUCCUCCAAGAACGAUUCGUAGAAAAUUACAGAAUUGCUUCUGCUCACUCUCUGACGACGACCACAGUGUCAUUAUGUACAGUAUCAAGACCUUAGAUGUUAUCCAUAUAUUGGGUGGCCAUGGAAGUACUGUAGUAGCCAUUUACUGGAGAAGUGAUUUAGAUUAUUUAUUAGUUCAAUGUAGUGAUGGGUCGGUUUGUGUGUGGAGUAUAAGUACUGGUCUGCUAGAACGUAGAGUCGUUGGAUAUGUUGCCAAGUCUCUUAUCAAGACCAGUGAACAAUCAAGUAUGAUCAGUGGUAGUUUCAAUCAAUCUGAUGCUGGUGCAUCGGCUGUCACUGGAGGUUUAAGCUCUUCAUCAGGAGGAAUUGUUAAAUUAUCUUUUUCAAAGCAAUCUGCUACAUCAGAGGCCUAUAACAAAUCAAAAGGAUUUAUUGAGUCCAUAUCUUUGCAAGUGAAUCAGCAAACUCCAGAUAUUCAAUUACUUACCAUUAGUAUUAGAAAACUUGUUACCUUUAUUAACACAAAGAAAGAUUUACUUUCGAAAUAUUUCAAUGAUGGACCAAUAGCGACUUCUUCGAUUGAUGAAGAUGAAUCAGAAACAAAAUUGAAUGAUAGGAACAUGUCAGGAUUGCUGUGUUCUCUGUCUUAUAUUUUACAAUAUGGCACUGAUCCAUCUAUUGUUCAACUCAGACAAGAGAUUCACAAUGCGAUGCAGAAAAUUCACCAAGCUCGUACACAAGAUCAGCAUGAUGCUCAAGAUUUACAAAUGGAUUCAAUGAUUAAUUUAUUACCUUUUCCAAAAGGUUUUAUUGGUUUAAAGGGAGCAGGAGAGUGUUAUUCUCUCAUUGUGCCAGAGAUGAGUCGUAGAUGCCAUCCUUUUAUUUUCUCUCCAGUACUUUCAUCCAUCUAUUUGAUUGGUACAGUAGCUGUUUUGAAUGCUAUUGUCAAUAAUCUUCCUGCAAGUUUUAAAUUCCAAAAGGUUUGCAAUGAUUGCAUUUCCUAUUAUUUGAACCAAAUUCAUACAGGAUUUGAUAAUUUUCAUGAACCUUCAUUCCUAUGGUGCGCCCAAUUUUUGAAAGACCAAUACAAAGACAUUCAACAAGCUGCCAGAUCAGUCAUGUACAGUGUGUUGCAACGUAUGGAAGGUGUUCAACACAAAUUAUUGGCUGAGAAAUUAGCGAACAUGCUCAUUGAAAGUUCAAACAAGAUGAACUCUUCAGGUAACAAACAAAUUAAUGCUCAACGACAAAAUGUUGUAGUUGCAUUGGCUUUGCUUGCCUACAGAGUCCCAAGAGCAGUCGAUGGAAGAAUUGCAACCAUCACUGCAAUGGAGUUGAUUGAUAUCUUAGAAAAAGGUGGACCUCAACACAGUACUGCAAUCACUUUAUUGGGAGAUGGUUAUUCUAUUUGGAAAUACUACAUUCCAGAUGCCAUGGGUUUCUGUCGACAACUUUUUCAAUUGUCUCUUCCAGCAUUAACAUCACAGGCACCUUCAAACUCGAACACAGAAGUGAGCCAACUCUCUGUUGAUUCAUUACAAGCAUUUGUGAACAUGGCAAGUGCAGAUACUCGACUUUAUAUUGAUUUUAUUAACAACAUCAUUUCAAAUGCCCAACAAACCAGUACAACUACUCUCAACGCAUCCAUAAGCUCGCUCUAUCCUGUCAUGCAAAGACAUCCAAAAUGUUUAAUGGAUCAUUUGGUAGUUUUAACUUCACUCUUACUAAAAGUUUUGGAUCCACAUUUCCCAGCGAUUAGAGAUGUUUGUAUGGCGAACUCUACCAAUAUUUUACGUUUCAUGGUAGAAAUUUAUCCAAUGGUAUCUUUCCAUCAAGAAAAACAAAAACUUGCAAUUGGAGCAACAGAUGGAACCGUUGUAAUUUAUGAUAUGCGUACGGCAAGCAAAUGGCAGUUAUUUGAAGCUCACACCAAAGCUCCUGUUCAUGCUUUAAGUUUCUCACCGAAUGGUCAACUCUUAUGUACUUUCAGUGCUGUUGAAAAAACAUGUAAAGUAUGGAACACAGAUGGUGGUAGUGGAGGAGCAAUUUUACAACUUCUUGGAGUCAGUAACAGAAAUGUAAAAACUUUUGCCAUUGAUUCCAUGUAUGUAAAAACUCAGCUCAAACCAAUGGAGAUUCUAAAGUUUGUGAGAUUUGAAUGGGACAACAACAAGGCAUUCUCAUUGAAACCAGGAAAGAAUUUGAAUAAGGUUUCCUUUAGAUUGUAG